AAUAUCUGUUUCCAGUUUUCUGGACUAUGCUCAGUUGUCAGAUAUUGUCUUGUCUCAACUGGAACAUAAUGAAUUUCUGGAUAUACCUUAUUUCCUCCUUAAAUCCUCUUGUUAGCUUUCAUCUGUGCAGCUCAGCAGGGAUUACUGAUGGUCUCUCUAAUCUUCAGCUACUCGAGGAAUCCACCAUGGCUGUGAUUAGAGCCACAGUACACUUGGGCAGCAGAUUAAAACAUUAAACCUAACAGGCCAGAUCUUGUCAUCCUUACUCAAAGCUUUUCACUGUGUUGCUGAGGCUCUCCUGUUCAAACCUAGCUGCCUCUAGAGUGCUGAACACAGCCCCAGAACUGGCCUGUCCUCACUCCUGGCUGAUGCAGCUCUCUCCAGGCUGAAGGUGAAAUGCCAAAUACCAGGUAACAGUCUGCUGGGUUUUGUCAACUAAUGAUUAAUGAACUUGGACUCAUGGGUAGUACAUUUUAGGUACCAUCUCUUCUUCUUGCUUCCUGCCAUUUGAAUUCAUCCUGCUUGGCCUUUCUAGGGAAUGGUAGCGAUACUUAGUGGCACUUUUGACAGGUACUGUUUGUCUCUGCAAUGGGUUUUGUUCUGUAUACAGAAAUUUGCUCCCCAUUAGAGAAAAGCAAGUGCUUUAGCUCACAAACCAGUCUCAGGACAUUCUUCAAACUCCCAAGGCUGCACACCAGGUUCUAGACCAGCCAGCUUCUGCCUGCAUCUGUGGGAGUUACAUUUGCAGCUGAUUGUCCUCAAGUUACUGGUUGGGUAUGACUUUGUUGUUUUUACAAGCAGCUCCAAACCAAAGGCAAAAUCCUUGGCUACAAUUUGAAAGCAUACCGGGAAAUGUUAGUAUUUUCACUAAUAAACACAAGAGCUUUUAAUGUAGCUGCAGGAAUUCUUUCCCCUCCCCUGGAAUAGUGGCAUUCCUGUUGCCAUCUGAGCAUAGAGGAGGCCUGAUUCUCCUCCAGGUUCAUAGUGGUCUGGUGUGGCUGCCAAGGUAAUAAAGCAAAUGCCUGCUGCUGCCUUGGAACAGCAUUGUCUGUGGGCACUCCAAGUCUGGGGAAGGAUUAAAUAUUAACAGUAUUAAUGAAGAAGCAUAAAGUGCAUUAGUAAUUAAAUUUUUGUAGGGUCUAGUUAAACAGUGCACUGUCAAAACAUGAUGCUGAAUUAACAAAUAAUUGGUUCAUCACAGUUCUCCCUAAUGAUCUAUUGUCCCAUAAAUUGGUAUGGUGUAUGGCACUCCUUGCUGUAACUGGAGAUCUAGAGCACAGAUGACUUUAUUUAGAAAACAAUUUUAAAGCCAGGCUAAAACCACUCUCUUUUUCCUUCUUCAGAGUAAAGAUAAAAGGAUGAAUCACAACCAUUACUUUCCUGCAAGUUAAGACAGCUGUGAGAAAAAUACUGGAAAUGUCAGCCUGGUUUUUUUGAAGGUGAUGAGAGCAUGCUGGUUUUUGCCAGGACUCCAUCCACCACAGUGAAGGCACAGCUGGUUUACUCAGUAGCUGGUACUUCCAAAUCAGCUCAAGUUGCUGUGCUUCAGUGGUGGGUCAGAGACAGAAUCAGGGAUGCUGAACUGGGGUGCACUGAGGAAGUCCUUACCCAAACACAGGUCCUACCACUGCUUCUCUCCUACCCAUACCCACUCUGUGCCACCCAAAAAACAGAUACAUGUUCAUCAGUGGGAUCAGAAUAUGGCUCAGAUCAUUCCCAAGUUCCUGAGGAUUACUCACAGCCAGUGUCUGGCAGUCAUCAUCUCCCUUGACAGAAGGCUCAUCCUUGCUGCCAUGUUACUUUGGUUUGGAUUAUAGAGAAAGGAAUGGCUUUUGGCAGAUACACAGCUGCAGUGAGCUUUCACUGGCAGCUGGAGCCUCUUUAUUGCACCUCCCUUCUUGCUCCCUGAGCUGGUGAGGUUGCUGGUGAGGACAUGGAUCAGAUGCCAUGGCCCUUACCUCUUCCUUUCACAGUGCUCAGAGACGUGUGUGGUGUUUCUGUGCUGCUCUGACUGUGCAGGGGCUUUCUGAGAAAUUUGGGCUUCUCCUGCACACCUUCUCUGGGAACUGAGAUGUCCAAGUGUUUGCACAUCCCUGUAUAAGUAAACAUUGUGUUUGAAUACUGUUCUCAAAAAAAAUAUCUUGAAAUUAAAAGAGGGAAAGUAAAAAGUAAGUGCUGCUGAGUUGGAAACACAGUUAUGCAGCUUUUCCACUUUUUCUUUUCCUGGCUGGUCAGGAAGUGUAGCUGUUGGCAGCUCUGUCAUCGGAGCCCCACCAUGGAGAUCUGUAUUGAUGUGAGGGAGUGUUGGAAAGCUGUUGGCCAGAUCUACCUUCAUGGGACAAGGCUGAGAGAAAGGGAGGAGGUGGAACAAGGAGAGAUUUUGCCUCACUACGUUGUGGGCCAACAGAACAGAGCACAUAACAACUCAAGGUCCCAAUACUAGCAUAGCUACAAAAUCUAGGCUUGCAGAAAAACUAGUUGGCUCAGUUCUGUGGGGUUUCGUUCACUUGUUGGUUAGUGGGGUUUUUUAGUGGCUUUUUUCUUUGUAUGAGUGUAAUUAUGUUCCCUUUGAUAUAUUCACAGCGUAUGAAAAAGGAAUUAGGAAAACUAAACAGAACAUCUCAGUCUGUUUUGCUCCUAAGCAGUUUUUGCUGUGCCUCCUUCAUGCAGUUUGAUUUUCAUCUCCCUCCUCUCUUGCUAUAAGGAACAGCUGAGUGCAAAUCAGAACAAGCAAUCCAGCUUGAAGCUGAAAGUAUAAUACACAUAAUGCUGCCAAGGGCCAGAUUUGGAAUGCACUGAAGUAAUAACUAUCACAUGCUGUAAAAUGAAACACACAUCAUGUUUUCAGGUGAGAAAAGGUCACUCUGAAGUCAUUGGUGGACAUGAGCUGGUUGUGGAGGCUGGGGUGGAUGCACCUCCAUGGCUGGGGGAUGGCACAGCUGUUCCUGUGGUUUCAGCUCACAGGAGAGAGAUCCCAGGGCCUGCUCUGUCUUUUCCUGGGCUGUGGUUUCUCUUCUCACUCCCACAGAGCUCACAGCAGUGUGACAGGCAUCUAGGGCAGGAGCCAGAGCAAGAGGAAAGUGUCUGGUGCAGGAAUCUUGGCUGCUAUGAGAGAAGCUAGCCAAAGGAAUUAACAGUUUCUGCUCCUUGUUGCAGCUGCCACCGUGUGACAAUAGAUAAGCAAGUCUGUGUUCUGUCCCUGUGGCAUCUUCUCAGGAUACUGGAGAUCCGUCCUGGUAACACACUUUUCCUUUGAAUUUGGGACAUGGUUUUUACAGCUGAAGUACAUACUGCCCUGGCCCAGUCAAUCCCAAAUUCCAUGGGAAAGCUUCCCUCACCUCUCCAUGGUUUAUGACACAGCAGAGCAGCAGCUUGGGGAAGGCUGAUGCCAGUCUUGUCCAGACUAGUCAGGUGCUCAGGGCCAUCCCACCUUAAAUCCUUCUGCCUACAAACUGGUCUCUGACCCACACUUGUAUGAUGGGAAAUACAGCCCAGCUGUUCAGGGCUUGGAAAAAAAACAAACCCUGCUGUUCUGCAGGCUUUCUGUAUGCAUAGGAAACCAUGCCAAGCCCAUCUCACAGCUGGAUUGAGGGGAGGGGUCUCAGGGAUAAAUAAGAAACACAAGCCACGAAACUUCACACUAAAUCUCAGAUUCAUCAAAGGCAGAGGCUUUUCCAGUGAAUUUUUCCAGGCCUUAGAGCUCAAUUCUACUCCAGUUUGGUGGGGCUGGCUAUGCCCUAACUUGCCUCUUGUUUACUGCAUUUUCUGCUCUCGUUUUCCUCUGUGGCUGGCAGCUCACCUCAAAUGUUUGGUGGGGAGAGGGGAGCAGCAGUGUCUCCCCUUUUCUCUGUAGAAGGGUAGCCAAGGGCUCUGAUGGCUCUGCCAACAAAGUUACACUUCAUUUCAGUGUUCUAGGCUCCUGAAUAAACACCAGCAGCUCCCAUUGGACUGAAAAGCCAGUCACAAUAUAGUUUGUAAUAAGUGCAUUUUAAUGUCCCAGUUCUGUGUGGUAUUCAUGCAGGUGGAGCCAUUGCCAGUGACCUUGCAGAAGUCACCACUGCUGUAAAUGGUCAGCUGUAAAUUGCAUGGAGGCUGCAGCAACCGGAGCUGCUCAGGGGGCCAACCACGACCUGAAGAUAAAUGGGAGCUUUCACGGAAGUCAUGGAUUAAUAUAAAAAUCACCCUCUUGCACAUGAGACAGCAUUCCUUUGUCCUGCCUCCUCAAAACUAGGAGAUCAAGGCAUACAGAGGAGUCUUCUCAGGGAAGAUGUCGUCUUUGACCAUGAGAAGCCGUUGUGUGGACAAAAGAGGAAGUUUCUUUAAGCUCAUUGACACAAUUGCCUCAGAAAUCGGAGAACUGAAACAGGAGAUGGUACAGACAGAUCCCCCAGUGGAAGAUGAAUCUACUGAUUGGCAAAGUCUAAUCAAGGAUAUGGAUAAUAUCUCUCCUGAAAAAAAUGAUGUCAAAAGCUGCCCCCGGGACUCUGGAUAUGACAGCCUAUCCAACAAGCUGAGCAUAUUGGACAAGCUCCUCCAUACCCACUCUGUGUGGCUGCAGCUUGGUCUGAACGAUGCUGAAGCCUUGGAAAUUUUGCAGACACAGCCUCCUGGGAUAUUUCUGGUUAGGAAAUCUGCAAGGCUGCAGAGGAAAGUCAUCUCUCUGCGUGUGUCCAGUGACUGUGGGUCCUGCCUGAAAGAAUUUGCCAUAAAAGAAAGUACAUACACAUUUUCCUUGGAGGGGUCUGCAAUAAGUUUUGCUGAUUUGUUCAGACUCAUUGCUUUCUACUGUAUUAGCAGGGAUGUCCUUCCAUUCACACUGAAGUUGCCUCAUGCAAUUGCUGCAGCAAAGACAGAAGCUGAGCUUGAAGAAAUUGCUCAGCUUGGACUGAACUUUUGGAGCUCCCUGGCUAACAGCAAACCCCCGGAUCCUUCACCUCCCUGUAGGCCUGUGCCUUUGGACAGUGCUCGCAAAGACUCGCGCCAGCUCUGCCUUAUAAAUGGAGUGCAUUCUAUACGAACCAGAACGCCCUCGGAGCUGGAGUGCAGCCAGACCAACGGAGCUCUGUGUUUCAUUAAUCCCCUCUUCUUAAAAGUGCACAGCCAGGAUGUCAGUGGAAGUCUGAAAAGGCAGAGCCCCAGAACUCCAGACGUGAAUGGCACAGCGAGGGCCCGCUCCCCCCCGCCCCGGCCGCCACCUCCUGCUAUUAAUAGCACCCUGACGAGCCCGCAGAUUUCCAGGACUAUAAAGCAGGCGAGCAUGCCAGAAACACUCAGCCACAAGAAGGAGAGGGGCUCGGAUUUGCUGCAGAACAAGCCCACCCCGAUUCCGCCUCCUCGGCUGAAGAAGCAGGCGCUGUGCUCCGAGGCAGACGGUGCCUCCAGGAGCGCGGCCGCGCUUCGGCCCCGCUCCUCCGUGUGCGUGCCCGAGGCGGCCCCGGCUGCUCCUCCGUGUGAAUCCCCGCCAGCCCUGCCCCAGCCGCCUCCAGCGGCUCCCAAAAAGACUCCGGCUGCCAUCUCUGAGUCACACAUCCCGUGGAAUGGAGGCCGGCAGAGACUGAGCGACAUGAGCAUUUCCACCUCCUCGUCCGACUCGCUGGACUUCGAUCGGAGCAUGCCGCUCUUCGGCUAUGAGGGGGACACCAACAGCAGCCUGGAGGACUUUGAGGGGGAGAGUGACCAGGAGAGCAUGGCACCCCCUCUGAAGCCCAAGAAGAAAAGAAGCAGUUCGUUCGUUCUCCCCAAGAUUGUGAAAUCUCAGCUACGGAAAGUCAGUGGAGUUUUCAGUUCCUUCAUGACCCCCGAGAAGAGGAUGAUUAAGAAAAUUGCAGAGUUGUCCCGGGACAAACGUACCUAUUUUGGAUGCUUAGUGCAGGACUAUGUCAGCUUUCUGCAAGAAAACAAGGAGUGCCAUGUUUCCAGCACUGACAUGCUGCAAACAAUUCGUCAGUUCAUGACCCAAGUCAAGAACUACUUGUCCCAAAGCUCCGAACUUGAUCCCCCAAUCGAAUCACUGAUUCCUGAAGACCAAAUAGAUGUUGUGCUGGAGAAGGCCAUGCAUAAGUGCAUUCUGAAGCCUCUGAAGGGUCACAUUGAAGCGAUGUUGAAAGAGUUUCAUACCACAGAUGGUUCCUGGAAACAACUGAAGGAAAACCUGCAGCUGGUGAGGCAGAGGAAUCCUCAGGAACUGGGUGUGUUUGUCCCAACACCAGACUUUGUGGACGUUGAAAAGAUUAAAGUCAAGUUCAUGACUAUGCAGAAGAUGUAUUCACCUGAGAAGAAAGUCAUGCUGCUGCUGAGAGUUUGCAAAUUGAUUUACACUGUUAUGGAGAAUAACUCAGGGAGGCUGUAUGGAGCUGAUGACUUCUUGCCUGUGUUGACAUAUGUGCUAGCCCAGUGUGAUAUGUUGGAGCUGGAUACCGAAAUCGAGUACAUGAUGGAGCUGUUGGAUCCAUCCUUGCUGCAUGGAGAAGGGGGCUAUUACUUGACCAGUGCUUAUGGAGCACUUUCACUGAUCAAGAACUUCCAGGAGGAGCAAGCUGCCCAGCUGCUCAGCUCAGAGGCCAGAGACACACUCCGGCAGUGGCACAAGAGGAGGACAACAAACAGGACAAUACCUUCAGUUGAUGAUUUUCAGAACUACCUUCGUGUUGCAUUCCAGGAGGUUACCAGCGGCUGUACGGGAAAGACUUUGCUAGUAAGGCCAUACAUCACUACCGAAGAUGUCUGUCAGCUUUGUGCUGAGAAGUUUAAAGUGGCAAAUCCAGAAGAAUACAGGCUGUUUCUUUUUAUUGAUGACACCUGGCAACAACUGACAGAGGAUACCUACCCUCAGAAAAUCAAGGCAGAGUUGCACAGCCGUCCUCAGCCCCAGGUUUUUCACUUUGUCUACAAGCGCCUUAACAGCGACCUAUAUGGGGCCAUCCUUCAGAACAGCCACGACUCGGCUGCUUAGAACCAGCAACCUGCCAUUUUUAUAUCUGUUCCUUGGUAAUUGUUACAAACAUCUUUGUUGGCUGCCUUCCUUAGGAGCUAAAACGUGCCUUAAACCUGAAGUGCCUGGUGAAACACGUGCUGACAGUUCUGAUGUCGCUUACAGGACCCAGGGGCACUGUGCACGUGGCCAGCUAUGCAGAAUAUUCCACCAGCAAGUCUUGAGGAGACAGCCCAUGAGCCUGCAUUUCCUGUACCCAUGGGCUCUUUUGCAGCAUAUUCUACUGUGGCCUUUCACAGGUCUUGGCUGUAGUGUGCAAAAUACAAUUUUCUGCCACUCCUUUAUUUCCCCAGCUGUCACUUGCAUUUGAAUCCAAGUGCGUCUGUGGGCUGGGGUGAGCUCAGUUCUGCCAGCAGGAGUUUGACAAGACUGUCCGAUGCAGGGCAUCAGUUCACUCAGCAUUACCUGGAUGGUUGCAUCCUUGUCUAAUUUUUUUGAUUACAGAAAAUUGUCAUGUUUAUAUAUAUAUAUAUAUAUAAAAUAGAUAUUUUAUAGCAGUUGCAGGUAAACUGUCAGGGUUGGUUUUUGAAAUAUUUUUUUAACUAAAAUAUUCUAUAAUUAUGCAUGUGAUUUUUAACAUUUAAUACACAAGAAUAAAUCUCUUGCUGGUUUUAGAGUCUUG
Zonotrichia albicollis (white-throated sparrow) is the source of this 7613-nucleotide messenger RNA. It is a transcript of the gene RIN2, whose product is annotated as Ras and Rab interactor 2. The record is from RefSeq and is a predicted model, not a curated record. Gene Ontology annotation, molecular function: guanyl-nucleotide exchange factor activity; small GTPase binding. Gene Ontology annotation, biological process: vesicle-mediated transport; signal transduction. NCBI's taxonomy places the organism in Eukaryota, Metazoa, Chordata, Aves, Passeriformes, Passerellidae. Gene Ontology annotation, cellular component: cytosol; endocytic vesicle.